Molecule: messenger RNA, 2438 nt
Organism: Colossoma macropomum (tambaqui)
Lineage: Eukaryota; Metazoa; Chordata; Actinopteri; Characiformes; Serrasalmidae
Gene: tapt1b
Product: transmembrane anterior posterior transformation 1b
Exons: 15
Coding region: 36-1772 (578 amino acids)
Biological process (GO): maintenance of protein localization in endoplasmic reticulum; positive regulation of cilium assembly
Cellular component (GO): ciliary basal body; endoplasmic reticulum membrane
Source: RefSeq, a predicted model, not a curated record
UGUUGUGUCUGCUCUCGCGCGGCGAAUGAGUGAAGAUGGCGGACUCGGUAGCGGCGGGGCUGGGAGAUGAAAAAGAGGCCGAAAAUGAAGAAAAGGAGAAGGAGAAACGAGCUUUUCGUGCCUCUGGCAAAGCGGAGACGGGCAGCGAAACGUCGGAGUUGACCGAGACUCUUGGCUUUUACGAGAGAAAGGCGAAAAGGCAGGACAGCAGGCGCAGUCUGUCGGAUCUCUCUCUGGUGCGGUUCGUCAGUGCUGAGUUGACCAGAGGAUAUUUUCUGGAACAUAACGAGGCCAAAUACACAGAAAGGAGAGAGAGGGUCUACACCUGCUUGCGCAUUCCCAAAGAACUGGAGAAGCUGAUGAUCUUUGGGUUCUUCCUGUGUCUGGAUGCGUUUCUCUACGUGUUCACUCUGUUGCCGCUCAGAGUGCUGCUGGCGCUGAUCAGGCUGCUCACACUGCCCUGCUGUGGACUCAGGGCUAAUAUAUGCCCCUACUGCAAAAAGAGAAGUGGCUCUCGUCUCUUGCAGCCUGCUCAGGUGUGUGACGUGCUGAAGGGGUUUAUCAUGGUGCUGUGUUACUCCAUGAUGCACUACGUGGACUACUCCAUGAUGUACCACCUGAUUAGGGGCCAGUCUGUCAUCAAGCUCUACAUCAUCUACAACAUGCUGGAGGUGGCGGAUCGAUUGUUUUCGUCCUUUGGACAGGACAUUCUGGACGCUCUGUAUUGGACAGCCACAGAGCCCAAAGAAAGAAAGAGAGCACACAUUGGUGUAAUACCUCACUUCUUCAUGGCUGUCCUCUAUGUCUUUCUUCAUGCCAUUCUAAUCAUGGUUCAGGCCACCACCCUGAAUGUGGCGUUUAACUCCCACAACAAAUCCCUGCUCACCAUCAUGAUGUCCAACAAUUUUGUUGAGAUCAAGGGGAGCGUGUUCAAGAAGUUUGAAAAGAAUAACCUCUUUCAGAUGUCCAACAGUGAUAUCAAAGAAAGAUUCACAAACUAUGUGCUCUUAUUAAUUGUCUGCCUCAGAAACAUGGAACAGUUCUCUUGGAACCCAGAUCAUCUGUGGGUGCUGUUUCCGGAUGUAUGUAUGGUGAUUGCUUCUGAGAUCGCCGUGGAUGUGGUAAAACAUGCCUUCAUCACCAAAUUUAAUGACAUCCCAGCAGAUGUGUACGGUGAAUACAGAGCGAGUUUGGCGUUUGAUCUGGUCAGCAGCAGACAGAAGAAUGCAUAUACUGACUACAGUGACAGCGUUUCAAGAAGAAUGGGCUUCAUCCCUCUUCCUCUUGCUCUACUGCUCAUCCGGGUGGUGACCAGUUCAGUGAAGAUCCAGGGUGCCCUUGCCGUUGUGUGUGUUGUGCUCUUUUAUCUGGGUAUGAUCACACUGAAGGUGCUGAACAGCAUCGUGUUGUUGGGAAAGUCAUGUGUGUAUGUGAAAGAAGCUAACAUGGAGGAAAAGCUCUUCCAGUCUCCCCCCUCUGCUGCGCCAAGCAGAGUAUCGAGUAGAGCUCACCGAACAAAACAAACACGUGAAUCAGCAGGUGAGCCUGUGGAUGAAGACGUAUCUGCGUCAAUCAUCACUCAACCCACCCACCAGCCUGAGCGUACUGCCUCUAGUCUCCCAACCAGCGAAUCAGAUCAGUUCCUUACGACACCUGAUGAAUCGGAAGAGAAGAUCAUUACACAGGAUGGAACAGAACUCAUACACAGAGCUCCUAAGAAAGACCUGCUGGAGAUCGAUCGUUUUACUAUCUGUGGGAACCGAAUUGAUUGACACAUAUACCUAUAUAUGAGUUCAGAAAGUGACGAAAGCUGGGAAGCUGGUUACGAACUGAAAGACCCUCCCUGUUUACCAGCUUGAUUUCUUUAUUGACUUUUGACCCUGGGGCUUGCAGGAUCAGGGUAGCAAAAAACAGUGGGAUAUUUAUUAAGAAGACCUAAUUUAUUGAAGUUUCAUACUGAAACACACUCGCACACACAUUACACAACCUUCCCUUCUAUACUCCUCCACUUAUGGAUCCUCGUUUGCUUGGACAAAAGGUUGCAUAGGCCUUGGACUUAGAUCUGGGGAGAUGAUUGCUUGGUUGCUUUGCCGUCCUGACGGGAAGAGAGAGAAAGAGUGAUGGAUCACUUCAUUCAGAAGACUAGGCAAAAGACUAGACAUUGUGUAUGGUGGUAUCAUGAAGAAUUCAAACAGGUCAGAAUCGACUAAUGCUAAGGUCAGUUUGAGGUGGUUGACUUGAACUGUGUGGCAUUUUUUUCAUGCUAAAUUUUCUUAAAGCUCAGUACUUUUCUUUUCCAAUCUUUAUUUCUGUUGUUGAGGGCACUGAGACACAUCUACAGUACUGUGCAAAAGUCUUAGGCCAUUUGAGAUGGUAUAUAUGAAACGUAAAGCUUUUUAUCUGAGCAGUUAGUUUGUUUGUAAAAAAAAAAACACUAA